Messenger RNA from Tachyglossus aculeatus (Australian echidna), 6813 nucleotides. It is a transcript of the gene SLX4, whose product is annotated as SLX4 structure-specific endonuclease subunit. Lineage: Eukaryota; Metazoa; Chordata; Mammalia; Monotremata; Tachyglossidae. The transcript has 15 exons. Gene Ontology annotation, biological process: interstrand cross-link repair; meiotic DNA double-strand break processing; resolution of meiotic recombination intermediates. Gene Ontology annotation, cellular component: Slx1-Slx4 complex; nucleus. Gene Ontology annotation, molecular function: DNA binding; enzyme binding. Bases 429 to 6008 code for a protein of 1859 amino acids. The record is from RefSeq and is a predicted model, not a curated record.
GGUUUGGCGCGCGGGGCCACUUUGAGCUUCAUUGUGGAGCGUUAGGCCUAGGACUGUGGGGGAGGGCGUCAAGGUACUAAAAUCAAAAGCUUUGUUCUCGAGGCUUCUUUCACACCAUGAAGGCCCUGAAUCAGCAUUUAAACCUAGGGUAUGUGUGUAUUAUGCUUCAGAAUGAUCUGAGAAAGAGCAGGAAUUCUUCAAAACGUGAACUUUGAGAAGAUUUUUAACUAUGUGCCUGAAUUGAAGAUUGAGGCUGAUAUACCGUUUGUGCGUCUGUAGCUGAUGGUGAAAGACAGGCGUGCUCACUUUCAAAUGUCCAAGGGGACAGAACAGCAAGUCUUUGAAGGAUUGAAUCCGAGUUCACUUUCUAAUUCACGCCCCCACUUCCUGCUCCCUGGAAACCAGACCUCAUUAAGACUCCCUGGCCGAUGGAGGAGUCGGAUGACGAUUUUAAAGAGCUCUGGUCCAACCUUCCAAGGGUGAGGAAGAAGGAGGCCAAAGAAUGGGAGGGAGGGACAAGGACUCAAAAAGAAAAAAGCAGUGUCCAGCCAAAAAGCCGACUGAGAAGGACCAAAGUCUCUGAUAAAAGCGGUGUUGGCAAAGACUCCAGAGGGAAGACGGUUGUCUUCCAGCAGAAACCAAGCAAGGGAGACCAGGCCCUGGGGAAUGGAGAGCCAAAGGAAGCCACUUCCCACGCAAGUGAAAACACUCCAGUUCCCGAUGGAAAGGGAGAUGUGCCGUCUACUGCUCAGAGAGAGUUGGGGCCACAGGGUAGCGAACAAGACAACUUGACAGUGGCUACGAUAAAUGGCCAUGCCCACGAAGCAGCCACCCAUUCAGCUGUGGUGGUUCCACCGCAGCCAGCUACCAUCCGACCCCGAGCAGCAGAGCUGGUCCUGCAGAGAAUGCAGCGCUUUAAGAGAGCAGAUCCGGAGCGGCUGAAACACACUCCUGGAGAUUACUCUGCUGCGGAGGCUGUAUUUGAAGCCCACGGCCCAGACAUUGGCCAAGCAGAUCCCUUGGAAAAUGAGAAAGGACCCGGACUUUCGACCAUGGAGAGCGAUGCCGCUCUGGCUUUGGCUCUGCAGCGAGAGUUUGGACAGGAAAGACCUUCGGAGAAUUCAGACAGCCUGGAGCAGAAGGGCUUGUUUUUCUGUCAGAUCUGUCAGAAGGAUCUCUCUGCUAUGAAUGCCACGCGGAGGGAGCAGCAUGUGAACAGGUGCCUGGAUGACGCAGAGAAGUCCCCGGAGGCCACUUCUAACUCUCCACGGGUCCCCGACUGCCCAAUCUGUGGCAAGCUGUUUGUAUCCUUCAAGAGCCGGACCAACCAUAUGAAACGUUGUGCAGUCAAAAUGGAGGUUCCCCCGCAAGUCCUCCUCCAGGCCGUCCGACUGCAGGCCUUGGAAUCUGACAGCUGCCCGCCAGCCCUGAGAAAUCCAGAUGGCAGAGCAAAGCGGAAGGGGUCAACCAAGGAGAGAGAGCCCCACAAGAGGCGGAAGACAUCCAAGACGGAAGUCAUGUCAGAGGACCUCUUGGUAGCCAUGGCAAUGUCGCGUUCACUGCUGGAGGAAGCCAAGACUGUACUGAAUGUUAAAAUGGAAAGUGGUCUUCCAGACAAAAUCAAGCCAGGAGCAGAAAAGAAAAGUCGUAAGAAACAACCCGGGCCUCCACCUCCACUAUUAGUUCAGGACCCAGCAACAACCCUAAGACAGAUACAGGAUCGUGUCGCUGGGUUGUUCACUGAGGAAGUGGAACUAUCCAGUACUCCUCCACUACGCGAGAGCAGAAUUUUGGACGAAGAGAUGGGUAGAGCAGAUUGGUGUCUGCCCCAGCCCCAAAGAAAGCAUCUCUGGGAAGGCAGCGCUUUGAGCGGAGACUGGGCCUUGGAGGCUUUUUAUGCUGCAGGAUUAGUUCCUCCCAUUCUUCCUUGGCAGCCCCUGAAGAGUCUUAAAGAGGAGCCCAUCUUGCCAUUAGUGGCGACCGACAAGCUCAAGCUUCCUGCUGCUUCCGAGGGCUUCGGAUCCCAAACGUCUGACGAGCCUAUCGUCAAAAGUCAGUCGUCCUCCUGCAGCCGGGAUCACCAGGUUUUCCAGGACCUGGUGGAUCUGGCAGGGGAGGGACUGACCCUUACUCAGUGGAACCUUCCUGGUUCUGGGGAACCCUCAGGGAAAGAUCUGAUGUCUGAUGACAUCCCAUUGACUGGAUUUGUCGCCUCACCCAGAGAGAAGCAGCAUCAGGAAAGCAGCAGCGAUUUACUCGUACUUAGUUCGCUGGCUUCUGACUUGGGUGCAAUGAUCAAUAACCCCCACCUGAGCGACGUCCAGUUCCAGGUGGACUGCGGUGAAGUCCUCUAUGCCCACAUGUUUGUGCUGUAUGCUCGCUGUCCUUGUCUUGUUCAAAUUAUUCACAGCGAAGGCUUCUUGGUUGAGGAAGAUGGGGAUUUGCGAAGUCGGCGGGUCCUGCUGAAUGAAGUGACCAGCGAAGCAGUUCUUGCUUUCCUGCGGUAUCUCUACGCUGCUGACACCUCCGUUCCUCCCCACCUGCUUUCUGAUUUGGCUUCUCUAGCUGUCAGGUUUGGUGUGAGUGAACUUGUUGAUAUAUGUGAAAGGGGUCCCAAGUCUAUGGGUGCCGAGUCAGAGGGGGAUGUGUUUUGUUUGGAAAACGAAGACGAGACUUGCGAAACCAGAGCCGACCAUUUCCAAGAACUCUUAAGGUCAAUGUGGGUAGAGGAAGAGGAGGAAGGCGGAAUUUCAUCGAAACCUGAAGAUCGGGAAGAGGAAGAUGCCGAAACGAUAAAUGAGGAUGAAAUGGAAGAAAUUUACGAAUUUGCUGCCACUCAGCGAAAGAUCCUGCGGGGUCAGAGUGGUCCAGAAGAAGUCAUCAGAAGUGAGACAGAAGAAGGUGAAGAGGCUGAGCAGCCAGGAGAGGAAAAGAUUCAGGUCUCCGAGUGUCUGCGAGCAAGCAACCAAGUGAAAGAAGUAAACUUGGAUCGUGUUGAGUCACCAAGACUGAUAAAGGAAAACCAGGAUUGUACUGUAGGUGACAGCUUAAACGCUGAACAAUUCACUUUGUCUAGUCAGGGUAAACCUUGCAAUGGUGGGGAUUGUGGAAGGCCCCCUGGAAAUGAUACUUCAGUCAAGGCAACUGAGGAGGAGGAUGACUCAAGCUCAUCUGAAAUUGCCUGGGAAGGCAAGGCAGGUGGCCCUGGGGAACUACCCUCCCCACAUUUGACCCCUGAUGCUGAGCUUGAGAACAGCUAUGUUCGUCUGUUCUCGGUGACCCAAGGAGAAUACAAUGAACCUUCCCAAACCAACAGUGAUCCGGAAAAGCCAAAGGAGUCAGUUGCCCCGCAAAAGUCCGAAGCUUGUAAUUCACCCGACAGCCGUCAAUCCUCAUCACCGGAGCCAGAAUUUCUACUGUCUAAGAGUAACUGUGUUAAAAGUUCUCCUGUCAAGUCUCCUCUCCCUCCUCUACCUCAGAUCACUUCAUCCCCUUUAUUUCCUACAUUAAAAAGACUGUUCUCUAGCGUAGCUUCCCAAAUCCAACUUUCUCCAGGUCCAGCAGCAAGGCGCAAGAAAAGUAACAGUUUUCUCACCCAGUGUGAUGACUUGGUCCAGCAGAAUGAGAGUGACCGUACCCACACAUCAGGAUGUCAGAUUACCCAGUCACUGACUUCUCCAGUAAAGUCACUGUCCAUUGACCUAACUGAACCAAAAUCCGUUUCAAGGCAGUCCCCACUGGUCACCAGGUCUCAGAAUUCUACAACCAGAGCGAACCAGGAUGAUGACAUUAUCCUGCUGUUGGAUUCCGAUGAAGAAACAGAGCAAGAAGAAACCCACGUGCAAGCUCUCCCUGCCGGUUUCCCGGGAGAAAAGGAAAUGCCCCAGUCUCUGAUGGGUAACCUAAAGAUGAAAGAUGAUCCGGAUUCAUCUGGACCACUUUCAGCUUUUGAUACCGAUGAGAACCGCAGACGCUCUUCAUGCUCCGUGCGAGGUGCAUCUGGGGUGCUCAGAGAUGGCGUUUCGGGGAUUUUGAGAGCCAGCCAGUCGAAUGGGCAGAAAGAUGGCUGGAUGGAUGGCAAACUGAAUCUGGUGAGCCCUGAGCUUGAAAGGACUCAUGAGGCGAGCAGUUCCACUGACACCUCAUGGCUCAUACCAGCCACCCCCGUGGCUAACAGAAGUCGAGAGUGCUCGGUCCAAACCCAGAUCACGAGCGUCAGAUCCAGGUCCCGGGCUUCCACUCUGAUGGCUAGAGAUCACCCACAAAGGACUGAAACGUCAGUCGGAAACGGGUGUGGUAAAGAAGCGACAAAAGACUUGUCCGUAAGAAGUCCGCAAACAGCGUCCCGUCUGUUAUCCGUCAUUUCAAAAAUCAGCCCACUCUCGGAAGACUGUGGCAGCAAGGGGCAACCUAGUGCAAGCUCUUCAAAUCACUAUUCAGAGGACCAGAAAUCCACUUCUCCUGUGGCAUCAAGUCCAUCGUCCUGUGAGAGGGCGGGUUUAGUUGGUGAGCCUCUGAAUGACCCACCUUCACCUCAGGCAAGGCUCUCGCACGCUGAAGAGACCCUGCCAGUGGCCCACGGUGAAGUGGUAGAGGUCGAGGAUAGCGAGGAAGAAGAGGAAGCUGCCCCAUCUCUUCCAAACGCGAGCUUAUUUCUGGACAACGACCCCCCAGUUCCCGUUGACGAUGACUGCUGGGCAGUUGAUUGUUUCUCCCCAGUUCCGUUGGACAGCUUGGACCCUAAAAGAAUUGGCCCCCUGAAGACCAGUAGCCCCAGUGGCAGAAUUCGUGGUGCUUCAGAUGACAGGCAGUCGAGUUCCCCCAGAUCUCCGAAGGGAGCGGACAGCACUCCUUUAUGUGGAAAUCCUGCUGAUAGGAAAAAUCCCAUGCCCAGGGGGGAAGAGAGGGCCCUGCCAUCAGGCUCCCCAGAGGACAGCCGAGGCAGCCUGUUGAAUUCAGCCAUUUGGGAGGAUUGGAAUGGAGAGGAUGAAGACUUGCCAGUGGUGCUUCCUCUGUCCCAAAGACUGCUGGGAGCUGAGCCUCCGCGGGAAACUGAGGUGCUGAAGACUCCAAAAGUUACUGAUCCCAAGAAAAAUUUGCCCCCCAAAGUUCCCAUAACCCCAAUGCCAAGAUAUUCCAUAAUGGAAACUCCGAAACUGAAGAAAGAGCUUGACAGAUUUGGAGUCCGUCCUCUCCCCAAACGCCAGAUGGUCCUGAAACUGAAGGAGAUCUUCCAGUACACUCAUCAGAUCCUGGAGUCUGACUCGGAAGAGGAGGUCCCUUCCUCCCAAGUGCCUCCGCAGAAAGUUCCGGCUGGGCCUUGCUGCCUUUCCCAGACUUCUCCAUGCACCUUGGAUCAGGAGGACCCCUAUGCAGCUUCCUCCAGCAGUUCCCUGCCCAGCCUGGAGAAUGGCUGCCCGCAGGCAGCAGGAGACUCCUCCAGAGCCAGCCAGCAGAGGCUCAGGAAUACCACCAAGACCAGAGGCUCCCGAGUUGCAGAGAAACAGCCGAGCCCAGCGAUUCUGCCACCCCCCAAAUCUCCAGCCAAGGAGGUGCUCCCUGACCCCGAAGAAGACGGUCAGCCCUCUGCGUCCCAGAGCUCUAGUGCGUCCUCCGGGGCUGAAAAUGACUCCUCCUUUGGUUCGCAAAGUUCUUCCACCAGUGAGUUCGGAGCAGGAUAUGUGUCCGAAGGGGAGGAAGAAGUAGCAGCAGAAGACAUCACUGCCUCCCAGGCGGCUUUGCUGGAGGCAGACAAGGAGGAAGCCGUGAGGCGAUACAUCCGGUCCAGCCCUGCCUUGUACCGGAAGAUCCUGCUUUACCAGCCUUUGGAGCUGGGCGAACUGCAGGCCGAGUUGAAGCAGAAUGGCAUUAAAUUGGCUGCGGGAAAGCUGCUGGACUUUUUGGACACUCAGGGCAUCACGUUCACCACGGCCAGAGCCCGGAAGGAGAAGCUGGAGAAGAAGCAGCGGCGGAAUCCUGGGGCCAAGAAGAGGGGAAGACGGUACUGAAGGGCGACUUCCUCCCAGGAGCUUCUGUAAUCCCCUGCUUCUGGACUUCUCCAAAACCAGGCUUCCCACGCGAAGGAUCUGCCCCCAGGGGAGCGAGAGCUGCGGACUGAGGAGGUCUCCCAUGGCAAGAAAGCAUUGGACUCCAUGCAGAGCCCCUUGGGUGUCUGGGGGCGGCUUUAUAAGCCAGAGCUGAGUUGCCCACCGAAAAACCUGGACGAGUAUUCAAGGAAGAAUUCAUCAUCCUAUCUCACGUCUACUACCCGGGCCAAAGCACCCGUCGCUAAUGGCAAGCGUUCCAAUAGAUUUUUCAAGUCUCUAUUUUAUAUCUCUCUAUAUAUUAACUGUGUGUGUGUGUGUUUGUGUGCGUGCAAACCUCUUCCCCUUAUUAGAUUCUGUCCUAACCUAGCCCCGUUUUCUUCUUUUUUUUAAAAAAAAGAAUGCUUUUAGGUGCCAGCUCCUCGUAGCAAUCCGGCUUUUCUGAUACACUUUCCUAGAGGCUUUCCUUACCGAGUGCCAGCUGGAAUUUUUCCAAGUUGGCCCCAGUAGAGCAGGUCGGAUGUGUGUCAGUCGCCAGAAUAGAGAAUGUUUGUAAAUUCCACGUUUACAUGUUAGGGUUUUCUUCAGCUUCAGGAGGUGUGAUUAAACCCAUGGUAAAAUACAGAGGACGAGGCUGGAAAGAAGGAAAAAAAGAUUUUUGUGUUUGUGAGACCCAAACAAAUGCCCUUAUUUCUAUUUAAAUGUAGCGCAGGCAGGGUUUUAUGUCAUGUACAUUAUGUGCAAUAAAAUCAAACAUUUCGUAAGAAAA